Molecule: messenger RNA, 1923 nt
Organism: Pungitius pungitius (ninespine stickleback)
Lineage: Eukaryota; Metazoa; Chordata; Actinopteri; Perciformes; Gasterosteidae
Gene: foxg1c
Product: forkhead box G1c
Exons: 1
Coding region: 137-1306 (389 amino acids)
Biological process (GO): regulation of transcription by RNA polymerase II
Cellular component (GO): nucleus
Molecular function (GO): DNA-binding transcription factor activity; sequence-specific double-stranded DNA binding
Source: RefSeq, a predicted model, not a curated record
ACGCUCCACUGUUUGUCGGGUUGGUUCUGAGCUGCGCUGGUCACGCGCAUUUGUCGUCGCGCUGUCCGGCCGGGGCGUCUUGGGCUCUUCUAUCCACUUUGUAUCGGCGCGUCCACGGUGAACUUUUACCCUCAAGAUGGACCACUUGAAAACUUCGGAACGCGUUUCCCACACGUCCUCGUUCAGCAUCAGCAGCCUGUUGUUUAGGCGAGAGGCGGCGAUGGGCGACGCGGACUCUCCUUCUCCGUCCCAGACGCCGCGCUCCGCGCAUCCAGGGAGACGCAGUCAGGAGGAGAUCCGUGCCAAAAACUGCGUGAACCCCGCGCUGCGCUCCAAAGCGGAGAGCAAAACGGAAACUUCGGAAGGAAAACGAGAAGAAGCAGAAGAGAGCGCAAAGCCUGAGAAACCUCCUUUCAGUUACAACGCGCUCAUCAUGAUGGCGAUCCGCCAGAGCCCGCAGCGACGGCUCACACUCAACGGCAUCUAUGAGUUUAUCAUAGACAACUUCCCAUACUACCGGGAGAACCGGCAGGGGUGGCAGAAUUCAAUCAGACACAACUUGAGUCUGAAUAAGUGUUUCGUUAAAGUGCCGCGCCAUUACGACGACCCGGGCAAAGGGAACUACUGGAUGCUGGACCCCUGCAGCGAGGACGUCUUCAUAGGUGGCACGUCGGGCAAACUGCGGCGCAGGGCCGCGGCCGGCUCCAGAACCAAGCUCGCACUGAAGAGGGGAGGAGGUCGUCUGUCGAUGUCCUCCGGCACUGCCACCAGCGUGACCUUGGCGACGGCGGGUUCGUUUUAUUGGCCCGUGCCGCCGUUUCUGCCUCUCCAAGCGCCGGUGCGCACUCACCUUGGCGCGGGGACUUACCUCGGCGCUCACCCCCGGUUCCCGAGCCACGCCACGUCGACGGCGUCACAGCCACGGUCCCGAUUGGGCGCAGCGGGCGCCGCCGACGCCAACCGGUUCGUGCAGACGCGCCAGGAGAUGUCUUACUUUGGACUCAGUUGCGCGCAAUCCCGACGCCACCAGAUCGGCACAGCCUGCACCGCCUUCUCCACGUCAAUGCCGGCGCGCGCUCUGCCGCUGUCGGAUCCGUACUCUUUUAACAUGAUCUCCGGACAGGCCAGCUACUUUUACUCUCACCAAAUACCAUGCGCCGCGGCGUUUAGUCCGUGCCAAGAGGAGCGCGUCAAGACGUCUCCGGGACAAUUCCUAUCCAAGAACGGCCACUCAGACCUCGGCGGGUUUUGUCAUGACUUUCCAAAUUACUGUCCUCAAAGCCAUCCUUCGUCUUGGGUUAUGUAAAAAUGAAGAGUGUGUAUAUCGUUAGGAAGUUGGACAAUAAAAAGCCAGAGCAUCUCACCUAAAGGAGUACCGGCGACAUUUGCCAAAUAAUGUCAUUGUAGGGACAGAUAUGGCCUCUGGGUCUCUCGCUUUGUCCCCAGAAUGCUUAUUCUGCAAUUUGUGUGAAAUUAACAUCAGUUAGCUAAAGAAUAAACAACACGAGUCCGGGUUUUGAAAGUGACACAAAGGUGCAGAAGAUACGUUUGUAUUUGCGCUUCUGUUAUUUUAUAACACGUCAGUGCAUCAAGGGACGGACUCAAAUCAAGCAUCUUGUGUAAUUAAUUACCACUUGGUUUGCAUCUCUUAACUAAAACUAUACCCCUGUAAUUUCAAACACUCACUUUUCUCACGAGUUACAUGCAUGCACUUGGAGUAGAAAUGUGUGAUGUUUGCGUGCAUGUCACAGUUUUAGGCCUGAUGCCAUCAUCUGAAUUUACCAACAAAAUACAAUGAAAUGUCUUUAAGAAAUAAAUUCAACGAACAACAAAAUGAUAAUUGCGUCUUCUUUUAAUUUACCAGCAUGUGUUUACCGAAUGUGUUUAAAAUGAUGGAAUACAAAUAUUUUUAUUUAACUGCAG